Messenger RNA from Heterotrigona itama, 2073 nucleotides. Lineage: Eukaryota; Metazoa; Arthropoda; Insecta; Hymenoptera; Apidae. The record is from the annotation of a GenBank genome assembly.
UUAUGGAAUAUCAAAGUUUAUUUCGGUAGCCACGCCUAAACUUCUCCCUUAUUAAGGGUACCCCUCCUUCUUCCUAACCAGAUAUACCGUAACAUUUCCUGUACAGUCGGUGCAAUAUCUUUGUUUCAUAUUCAAUGAAUCUACAAUAGAACCGUUUAAUUUUUUUAAAUGUAACACUGCUAUUUAUUCAAUGCACGCUGAUAAUAGGAGAGUGAUGUCGAUUGAAGCAGUAAAUUUUUUAUUCAAAUAACCUAUUGUUCAUUUUACUCGUGCCGUAUAUUUCGGAUAUGGCUGUAAUAAUGCCUUCUGUCACAAUACGACGCCUGUUAGCUUGAAAUUUGUAUAUACACACACACACAUAUACCUCGUUUCUAGUUCUCCUCGAUAAUAUUUAAAAAAAACAUCUCGUAACUAUAUUAACUUCUUCCUAUCGUUAGGUUGAAUCGAUGCGAAAAAAUGUCUAGUGAAAGCGUAAAAACGUUUGCUAGUCUUGAAACACCUGGAUACGUGGGAUUUGCAAACUUACCUAAUCAAGUCCAUAGAAAAUCAGUAAAAAAAGGAUUUGAAUUUACACUGAUGGUUGUUGGAGAAUCUGGUCUUGGAAAAUCUACAUUAGUAAACAGUUUGUUUCUUACUGAUUUAUAUCCAGAACGUGUAAUUCCUGACGCUAUAGAGAAAACUAAUCAAACUGUUAAACUUGAUGCUUCAACUGUGGAGAUUGAAGAAAGAGGUGUCAAGCUUAGAUUAACUGUUGUUGACACUCCUGGUUAUGGAGAUGCAAUUGAUAAUACAGACAGUUUUAGAGCUAUCAUACAAUAUAUAGACGACCAAUUUGAAAGAUUUUUACGUGAUGAAAGUGGUUUAAAUAGAAGGAAUAUAGUGGAUAAUAGAAUACACUGUUGUUUUUACUUUAUUUCUCCAUUUGGUCAUGGAUUAAAACCUUUGGAUAUAGAAUUUAUGAAGCAACUUCAUAAUAAAGUUAACAUUGUGCCAGUAAUUGCAAAAGCUGAUGUACUUACAAAAAAAGAAGUAUUGCGUUUAAAAAAACGAGUUAUGGAGGAAAUUGAAGGCAGUGGUAUAAAGAUUUAUCCUUUACCAGAUUGUGAUAGUGAUGAAGAUGAAGACUACAAAGAACAAGUUAGACAAUUGAAAGAAGCUGUUCCGUUUGCUGUAUGUGGAGCAAAUACUUUAUUAGAAGUAAAGGGACGUAAAGUACGUGGACGAUUGUAUCCAUGGGGUGUGGUUGAAGUUGAAAAUCCAGAUCAUUGUGAUUUUAUAAAACUAAGAACAAUGUUGAUUACACAUAUGCAAGAUUUACAAGAAGUAACUCAGGAGGUACAUUAUGAAAAUUAUCGCAGUGAAAGACUAGCAAAAGGAGCUCCUGUUCCACCUCGAAGACAAACAAUUGCGGAAUCUGAGAGAAGUAAUUCUGUAUCAGAGAAGGAUCGUAUAUUGCAAGAGAAAGAAGCUGAAUUACGACGAAUGCAAGAAUUAGUGGCUGUAAUGCAGGCACAAAUGCAACAACAGCAACCUUAAUUACAUAUGCACAAAUGUGUGAAGAAAAAUCAAUUCUUCACCAUUGCAGGUGCCAAAAAUUGUAUUCACCAAUUAAUAUGCUAUUCAAAACACAAAGUAUGAUUUUCAAGCAUUUAUUUUUAACAAACGUAAUUAAAAAAGACGUUUUUUAUUGAAUAUUUUUUAUUCAAAAGACUAGAGUUAAUAAAGUGAAAUUGAGUGUUUUAAUAAAACUGAAAGUAAAAAUUCAUAGAGUACAGAAGAUUAACUAUAAAGCAACUAUAAUUUAAUAAUGACAAAACAUAUGUAUAAUAAGUGCCUUGCAUAUUCUUCUUUAAUAGAACAAUUUACAAUUUCCAUUAUUAAAAUGCUAUCAAAAAUAAUAUAUAAUCCUUUUAUAAAAUAGAACUAUUAUAAAAAAUUUUAUACUUUUUAAAAUAUCAAAUGUAGUACAGAUAAUCGGUAAAAAUAGAAUAUUGAUUUCGGUAAAAUAGAAUUUCUAUAAUAUUGAAAUAUAAAAUGAUAAAAUAUCCAGAUUCUCAUUAAAAAAAAAAAAAA